Molecule: messenger RNA, 1796 nt
Organism: Bombyx mandarina (wild silkworm)
Lineage: Eukaryota; Metazoa; Arthropoda; Insecta; Lepidoptera; Bombycidae
Gene: Gnpnat
Product: glucosamine 6-phosphate N-acetyltransferase
Molecular function (GO): glucosamine 6-phosphate N-acetyltransferase activity
Source: RefSeq, a predicted model, not a curated record
GACAUUUGAAAUGGAAAGUAAACAAGCCAUAAAUAUAAUUUUCAUCCGAAAAUGUCUUCUAGUUUACAUGUAAUUUCAAAACCUGAACUCAUAUAAUUACAGUUGAAAUCUCUUUGCUCGUGAGGCGAAUACAUGUGUGACGGAAACAACACAAGCUGCAAGGUCGUCACCGCUGCCGCUCGUCACUUUCACUUUGCCGAACGAUUUAUUUCUUCAAAGCCACGUCGUACAGCGACAAUCCUGUAAUUAAAUAGAAUCGGUAUCGGCAAGUAUAAAAUAGAAAUGUCUGUUUGAAUACUCAAAUAAAUUAAAAAAAAACCACAAAAUGGGCAUGGAAAAGAACGGAAAUGCGGAAGGGAAACUCUCCGAAUACCUUUACCCUCCGGAGAUAUUAAAAAGACUGGAUUUCAGUAAGAGUCCAGCAAAGUUUCAUCCUAAAAUCAGUGCUGUUGACCCCGGCGAGGAUUGGAUGGUUGUGAGGCCUUUACAACGCUCUGAUUACGAUAAGGGUUUCCUGCAGCUCCUCAGUCAACUGACAAGCGUGGGAAAUAUUACGAGAAAACAGUAUGAUGACCGUUUCACUAAGAUGAAACACUCGGGCGGUUACUAUGUGACCGUAAUAGAGGACACGCGCAUUAAUAAACUCAUAGGUGCAGCAACGCUGACCAUCGAACAGAAAUUCAUCCACAACUGCUCUUUGCGCGGCCGUUUAGAAGACGUCGUAGUUAAUGACACUUACAGAGGAAAACAACUUGGUAAAUUAAUUGUGGUAACCGUAUCGCUUCUCGCUCAAGAGCUGGGAUGCUAUAAAAUGUCUCUCGACUGUAAGGAUAAACUAAUUAAAUUUUACGAGACGCUAGGAUAUAAGAUGGAGCCUGGGAAUUCUAACGCUAUGAACAUGAGGUUCGAUGAACCCUCUUGACAAUUAGCCGCUGGGACAUCCGACAUGCGCUCCAAACUGUAAGUAAACAUUAGUGGCCGGGCAGUCUUCACAACUCGUACAUCAUCAUUCCAGCUCGAGAAAUAAUCAAAUUGUAUUUUCGGUUAUGUAAUAAUUUUCAAAUAUAGAAACAGUUAAAUAAUGUUUUCUAUUUUGAGUGUUCCUAGAAAUCAAGUCUGGUUUUGAAUUUAGAAAAUUGGUUUUGAUGUUUGUUGGUAGAUUAGAAAAAAAAAAACGCUUUUUAUGUUGAUUGUGUUGCCUGCUUGGUUGUUUGUGUUAUUACGGUUGCAGGGUCGAUCUUUCUAUCCAUCAAAUCAUUGAUUCGUAUUUUGUCGCAAUAUAAUGUUCAAAGAAUUUUUGGUAUUUUUUUGUAUUUAAUUUAUUGAUUUAAUGCAAUUCUGUAAUUUUUUUAGGAAUUCAAUUAUUAUCGCAGACAAUAAUUGUUUUGAAGACUAAAAGCGAUGAUUUGUGAAUUAUUUUUUGAUGGGGUGUCCGAUCGGCCAUGGAUGUCCUAGCACGUAAUAAAUAUUGUAUCUAAGCUUUGCUAUUUCUUUCAACUAAUAAACGAUAUGGAAAUCACAAAUCUUUCAUGUGUUCAAGUUGUAAAAAUAUAUGAAGACUAGUGAGGUACAUAAUAAUAGAUACGUACCUGUUAAUAAUAUUACGUAUUCUCUUAAGGAUUUGUGUUCAGUUUAUAUGUAAACAAUAAUUGUACCCGUACUUUUUCUUUUCGAAGCAUAAAAUGCUUUGUUUGUACUUAAAUCGUAACUAACAUAAAAUACAUUGCGUAAUGAAUUAUGUACUAAUCCUUUUUUAUUAAGUAAAAUUUAAUGCUUAUUAAAACAAUAAAAUAUGC